AUGUUCAGGAGACCGCAAGAGGGGGGACUGAGGAGGUGGGCGUCCUCGGGGGCGGAGCCUCCAGCGGCAGAGCCUGUCCGGGCGUCAGACGUACCCCUGGGCCCCGGGCCCGAGGCCCUAGCCCUCGGGCCGCUGACCCCGGCUCAUUCGCCGCAGGUGUACGCGGCCUCCGCGCGCCUCAGUAUCCAGGAAGAGCAGGGCGCGCCGGGAAGACCUGGUAGAAACUACGAGUCCCAGGAGGCCUUGCGGAGGAGGGCGUUCACCACGGGCCAAUGA
This is a messenger RNA of Rangifer tarandus platyrhynchus (Svalbard reindeer), 276 nucleotides long. NCBI's taxonomy places the organism in Eukaryota, Metazoa, Chordata, Mammalia, Artiodactyla, Cervidae. The record is from the annotation of a GenBank genome assembly.